Molecule: messenger RNA, 4194 nt
Organism: Penicillium cinerascens
Lineage: Eukaryota; Fungi; Ascomycota; Eurotiomycetes; Eurotiales; Aspergillaceae
Gene: jhd1
Product: [Histone H3]-lysine-36 demethylase
Exons: 2
Coding region: 1-4194 (1397 amino acids)
Biological process (GO): protein demethylation; regulation of transcription by RNA polymerase II
Molecular function (GO): transcription coregulator activity; histone demethylase activity
Source: RefSeq, a predicted model, not a curated record
AUGAUGAGCGCGGCGUCGUUCCUGCCUCCGCUGGGCGAGCGCCCGCCGCAGUACCGCACACCGUCUCCUCCGCGACGCGCUGUCGAGCCCAUCACACCGUCGACUGCCGAAUUUCGAGCAUCGAGGGCCGAGCGCGGCGUCACUAGAGCUGCCAGCCUCGAUCACGACCAGCGCCCGUCAAACCCCAAUCAGAAUGUCGCCGCGGAUGGGAGUUCACAUCAUCGGUCGGGCCACGGCCGGUCGAACUCGACCAUUGAUACCCUCGCGACGAUCGCCCUCGCAACCAGCCCUACCUUCACACCACUACCGAAUCGCGCACCAUCCCCUAAUUUCCAAUCAGUCGUACCAUUAUUCCCUCCCGAACCUAUCAAAUCCGAACGGCCCGCGAAACGCCCACGCUCGGAGCGGAUCCCGUCACCAUAUCGUCCUCGGGGAGCACUCUCGGAUGCCUCCCACCCGAAUAUCCAGGAUAGCAUGACCACCGAUGCGGAGCUUUUGCUCAACUUCGCCCGACCUACCAAUUACCAACCCGGUGGCCAUGCCAAACGAGUCAGCAUCGACGAAACUUUUCACCACUAUGGAGAGGAUGGAACGAGACACAGUCGGGUCGGCUUUGCCGGUGGGAGCUAUGGUGGCCUAAACGAUGCGAAAUCUGCGUAUCACCCUGAUGACCACGCCCCAUCGCGCAUGAGGUCUCGUUCGGACGGAUCAACAUUUCUUUCACGCCCUGUGAUCAGUGGUAUACGCCCAACAACCAGCGCAAGCACAUUACCUCCCAUUGUAUGGGAAGAUGACAAUGAAGACAGCCCGUGGAACUCAUCGGCAGAAACAUUUGGCUACGCUGGGUACAGGGACCAUCGACCUGCCGCUGCUCGAGAAUCUCAUAUGUUUCACAAGUCAAUCGAUCCUACCCCGAAGGUCGAAGAGGAGGAGAGUGAUUCGAACCAAGCAAGCUGUGCUGCAUGUCAUCUGGUGAGAAUUCCAGUCGAAACGGAGGAGCAGGACGAAGACACGUGGAUUGGUUGUGACGGAUGCAAGCGCUGGUUCCAUAUCGUUUGUGCCGGGUUCAAAAAUGACCGAGAAAUCCGAACUGUCGAUAAGUUCAUCUGCCGCAGUUGCCGACCAGUUCACGGCCAGACGACAUUUGUACGCAAGUCCUCGCGCGCCCGUACGGCAAUCGACUACGCCGGUCUAAAUCAAGGUCUUGUGAAAGCGGCCACAGAUUCCUUGGAACACCACUAUCUGGAGCCCAUUCGCCAGGGGAGAAUUCAAUUCACCCCAGAGAACUUCCCUCGGAUGAAACCUGAAUUGGUCACGGCUGAAUACUUUGAGCGCGGCAACGGAUGGACAGAACCAGUCGUGAUCCCUGCGUGUUGGAAUAACCGUGAACCGGUUCCUGAAGUCGACGUGGAUUUCGAACAUCUUGUGCAAGAAUCUUCAUCCCAGGAAAUGUUCGAUGACGUACUCGAUCAUGUUUCCGAACACCAAACGGAUAUUGAGGAAAGAGUCGACUGUGGUCAGGACCAGCUGGACAUGGUCAUUCCUCAAGGGCUCACCGUUCGGGCUGUAGCUGAGCUGUACGGCCCCGAGGAGAGGGUGGAAGUGAUUGAUGUCAAAUCGCAACAGGGAGAGGACAAGAGAUGGAAUAUGCAGAAGUGGGCCGAUUACUACGAAAGCAACGAACCGAAUAAGGUCGUUCGAAAUGUCAUCAGUCUUGAAGUGUCUCAAAGCAGGUUGGGCAGGCUCAUCAAGCGGCCCAAGGUCGUGCGCGAUCUGGACCUGCAAGAUGCCGUGUGGCCCAAGGAGCUUAAGGCUAUUGGAGACUACCCUAAGGUCCAGUUUUAUUGCCUGAUGUCCGUCGCUGACUGCUAUACCGACUUCCAUAUUGAUUUUGGCGGCUCUUCAGUAUAUUAUCACAUACUCAAGGGCAAGAAGACCUUCUUCUUCAUUCCCCCGAAAGACAAGCACUUGAAGAAGUAUGAGGAAUGGUGCAAUUCUCCUGCCCAGGAUUCAAUAUUCCUUGGUAACCAGACCAAGGAAUGCUAUCGCGUGGACCUCUCAGAGGGAGACACCAUGUUGAUUCCUUCGGGGUGGAUUCAUGCCGUGUGGACACCGCAGAACAGUCUGGUGAUCGGCGGCAACUUUCUGACAAGAAUGAACUACGGGAUGCAGAUCAAGGUUCUCAACAUUGAGAAGGAGACCAAAGUUCCCAGAAAGUUCAGGUAUCCUUUCUUCCAGAAGAUCCAGUGGUAUACGGCCCUGAGGUACCUGGAGGAUGACCCCAUCCCCCAGAAUGUGCUGGAGGCUUUCGCGCAGGACGACAACUAUCGGUUCCAUCGACAUUACCCCAUCUAUUACGAGUUUGCGGAGCGCACCAACCAAGAACCUAUGGGUUCUCCAUACUACAAUUCACGGUUCUAUUCUCAAGCCGAGCUUGAAGGCUUGCCGGAGUUGACCAAGUAUCUUCUGCGGACAGCUCUCAUUGCAGGUUCCUAUCUCGCCGACGGAGUCUCCGUGGACACGCGCAACGCUGUCAAACGCUCGAUUCCGAAGUGCGUUGCGGAUCCUGUUGAUAUGAUCAGGAAGUUCGGCAUUUGGGUUGCAUGGAAACGCGGGAAUGAGAAAGCACCUCAGUGGACUUAUCCCGGCGUCAUCGAAAGCAACCCCAAAGUAUCUCUCAACGAAAAGAAGGCUGCGGGGAGGCCCAGCCGCCGGUCCGAACGCAACGUGGACAGUCAGCGUACCUAUGCUGAAAGACAGGCAGUCCAAUGGCCAUCGGAGGAAGUCGCCGCAACUCCGCUUCCUCCGAUAAAUAGCGUCGUAUAUGAGCCAUCCGAAAGUGAAACGCCGGCACCAGUCGGUUUCCUUCCUGAUUUUGCUCCGCAAGAGAUCUCUACACCCAAGCCGCGAACUGUCCAGCGCGGCUCCGGACUUGGGCCGAAACGUGUUGCUUGUGACGCUUGUCGUCGACGACGUAUUCGAUGCCGCCACAAGGAUGAGCCGAAUGACCUGAUGCUGGGUCGACAAAUGGCAAUCAACGGAUUUGGAUCGGCAUCAGGCGUGAGCACACCUUCUUCUUUGGCGCAGGAUGCUGUUUCGGCGCUCAACUCACUGGCAGCAAUCGCUUCCCAGGUUGGGUUCCAAAGCAAUGGUGCUGUUGGCUUGGAUCAGUUCGAUGGAUCGGGCAAUUUUCAAUCAGCUGUCAUGGGUACUUCUACAGCGGCAGCUAAUCGACUCGGCGAUCUCAGCCCCGACGGAGCGAAUGGCAAAAAGGGACGGAGCAAGGCAUGUGAUGACUGUCGGAAGAGCAAGCGCCGCUGUAUUCAUGAUGAGUAUGGCAGGAUAGAUCCUAUCAAGGCCCAAGAGCGAUCAAAACCUCGAGGCACCGCUUCCGCAAAACGACCACGGCCCAAUGGGGAAGACGGUGUGCCAUCUGUCACCAAGAAAGCGAAGCAGGAGAGCACGUCUCCAGUUGCGCAUCAAGGAUUCUUCGGCCAGAACGACGAUAAGGUUGCAGUGAUGCAAGCUGCCUCUGUAGCGGCUUAUGACCCCGAUGCUGUCGACUACGGUCCGUCAAAUCAAUUUCCAGCACAGCCUCACAAGAAGGGCGAGACGUCCCUUGGCCUCACCUAUGCAUCGCCGCCUGUUUUCCAUGCCGAAUCGGUUGAUGCGAAAGACCCCAAUUCCAUGUCUGUUUCGUCGAAGCCGACCACGUCUUUGGUUUCUCCUCCCACAUCGCUGGCCGACGAAAUGGAUGUGACACAGGAUGGCGAGGCGUUAACGUCUGUUGAAAGUGAAGCUCCGUCACUCCACACGCCGAACUCCAGCUCUCGUCACUCUUCCCGUCAGCCCCGACAUGUUGAACGAUUCGUGCCAGAAACAACUCUAUCCCGUGCGCCCAAACCAGCUGCUCGGCCGGCACCAUCCACCAUGCGCCGAACGACUCCUGGUCCACUGCCAGCGUCUGCCAAGAAGCCGUCAUCACGCCCUUCGUCAUCCCAUACGAAGAAAAGUUCACCGAUGGUUGAGAAGCGCUUCGAGCGCCUCAUGGCAUCUUCAUUAUCACCCAAUCAAUCAAGCAAGCAUUCGAAGCACCUCAUCGACGAAGAGAAUACGGAUGCAGAGAGCCUUCGUCUGAUCCGGGAGCUUCAAGAAGAGGAAUUCGGGCUACGAAAACGCUCUACCCGCGGCUAG